Molecule: messenger RNA, 7245 nt
Organism: Passer domesticus (house sparrow)
Lineage: Eukaryota; Metazoa; Chordata; Aves; Passeriformes; Passeridae
Gene: PIK3C2G
Product: phosphatidylinositol-4-phosphate 3-kinase catalytic subunit type 2 gamma
Exons: 43
Coding region: 1916-6574 (1552 amino acids)
Biological process (GO): phosphatidylinositol-mediated signaling; phosphatidylinositol 3-kinase/protein kinase B signal transduction; phosphatidylinositol-3-phosphate biosynthetic process
Cellular component (GO): cytoplasm; plasma membrane; phosphatidylinositol 3-kinase complex
Molecular function (GO): 1-phosphatidylinositol-4-phosphate 3-kinase activity; phosphatidylinositol binding; 1-phosphatidylinositol-3-kinase activity
Source: RefSeq, a predicted model, not a curated record
CGGAGGGGAAUGGUGUUCCUGUGUGUGGGUUGAAGCCUUCUGAAGAGGAGCUGCUGCACUGUUUGGAGAUGGUAGAAGUUGUGAAGAUCUGGAGGUUUGUUCCAGCCAACGCUUCUGCAUGAUAAAGGAUUAUGGAAAAGUUUCAGCCUUCAGGAACAUCACUCUAGGGUUGCAGAGUCUGCCUGCACCAGCUCUGGCACAGGAGUUCCCUGCCAGCUUUCCAGCAUAGCAGAGGUUUGUGUUUGUUGGUGAUCGAUGACAGUCAUCACUACCUAGUUAAAGAGGUUUGAAAGCCUGGUCCCCUGCAGGUGCAGGCUGCCUCUCACCUCUACCCAGCGAACCCAUGGAAACACAUCAUCCAGCCAUGUGCCUGCCUGUCCUGGCAUUGUGUUCUGUGCCCCAGAGAUCCUGCAAGUGCAUCCCACUCCAAAGCUUCCCACUCCUUUGUCAGUGCAGGUGCAGAAAAAUUCUGCUGUUUUGGUAGAAGGAAAUUUGCUGGAAAGGCUUCAUGCUGCAGGACUGGCUCCACUGGCACACUUCAUCCAGAGGAGAGGGCACAUAUUUGGAUACUGUGUGUAGAAAAUAUUCCUCUCUUCAUUGCCUCUUUCACCUUUGUAGUUUGUUGAAGCCAGUGGAAGUUCUUUGAAGUCAUUCGGAUCAAAAGCUCUGCUUCUGUUGGAUUCUAUCUGCUUCUAUGACACAGUUUAUACAGAGAGACAGAAUAUAAGCACAAGCCCUGAAGGUAGAAGGAACAAAACAAGAAGGUAUUUGGCAGGGCUGUUAAAUGUCCUUCUGUCUGUAGUAAACACGGAGUGAAAGUCAUCAAGAAUUUCUGCUGCUCUAAACCAUGAGUCAGAACAGCUGGAAGGUGUCCACAGAAGCAAGUACACUGAAGAACAAUCUUUUAUAAAAUACAAAGGGGAAAAGAAAAAGUGGGAAAACUGAUUGGAGAGACUUCUUGGAAAAUUGGCUUUGCUGCUCUACCAUGGGUGAGAAGGGCUUGCUCUCCAAGAGCUCAGAGAUUAAUGAAAUAUUGUUGCGGGGAUAAAACAACACAACUCUUUAAAAAAAAAAAGGAAGAAUCUUGAUCUGAAGAUAUAACUGCAUUCAUGGUCACACUGGAAAAGUUGUUAAAAUGGAACUUCCUGUGCAUCAGUUUCUGCCCCUUCAGACUCAUAGAAGAAAUUGUGAUAUUGAGACCUAAUAUUGGACUGCUGGGUACUGAACUGCUGUUGAAUAUCCUGCACUCCUUUGUGAGGUAUUUAUUCAAGUUAGUGACUUCUGAUAACUGAACAUGAAAAAACUACUCCUCCUUCUUCUUAGUACGCCACAGAAAAACACAGUUUGCUUCAACACUGAGCUUGAACCAAAGUCACAGAGGUUACAUUCUAAGAGCUGUCGGGAGAAUUUGGGCAGAUAACUCUGCUUCCAUGCCCAUUUGGAUCAUUCAGCUAAUAACAGCCAGUGCUUGCCAGAUGAUCUGACCUCAUGGUGACCUGGGAGACACCAGCCACCUGCAGAAACCACCAUGCACGGAUGGGGAAGCACUUUGGGGUGACAGAUGAAGCUCUAUUCUCACCUCUGCAAGCGCCUCUUUGCCAGCCAAACCAAUUUUGGUGGAGGGCUACUGUGAGCCUGAUUUCCACACAGGAGUUUGCAGAAAUAUGUUUUAUUGCAGUCUGUGGUGUGAACAGUUUCUAGAAGGUCAACAAACCCUACUGAACACCCUGGAAUGACAAAGCCAAUUUCCCAGAGAGCCACUGAGCAGCCACACUGAGUGGGAAGAGGAGAAGAAUAGCAUAGGAAAACAGUGGAAAAAACAGAGAAGUGGUGUGCAGCUCCAGCUAUGAGCAUUGCUCUCCGAACCUGGAACUAUAAUGAGACUUUCCUGAGGAGCUGAAGGGAGCCACCAGCCAUGGCACACUUUGGGAGGGUGCCCUUCUCACCCAGUGAAUUCUGUGCAGGACAGCCCGGGCACCAAGCAGCUCACCCAGUGUGCCAUGCUGGCUCUGAUGUUGACAUCCCUCUGGGAUUUGAUCGAAUAGUUGAUGAAGUCAGCAACGAAUUUUUUUUUUAUGGUUCAUCCCAUCCACAUCAUCAUGAAGAAAUGUUUCUCCCAUCAAACCUUUUCAGUCAGAAUGUGCCUGACCAGCAUCUUUACAAUCCUCCUCUGGUUCCUCAAGGAGAGCUUUACCCUGGAAGUCCAAUCCCUCACUGGCAGCAAGGCACAGUGGCACCAAUGGUUGGCUUCAGACCUUCCUUACUACCUGACUGCAGAAACUUCUUUGUGGUGGGACCCCACCCCUACAGCCACGAGAGAGAACUUCAUGGAAGGAAUAGUGUAAAUUCAGUUUCAAAUGUGGAAAGGGGCAGCACAAACCUGGAGUUUCACAUAGGCUUUGACAGUCUGGAUGUUCCCAGUCCUGUUUCCUCAGACAGUUAUCCAUUUGGACAAAAAGUGACAGAAGAAAGUGGAAAUGGGGAAGCUUCCGUAACCAACAUUUCCAGAAGAUGCAGCACAGGACUUACCUACCCCCAGGGCUCUGGGCAUAACAGAGAGGCUGCAGCUUGGUCUAUCCAGCUGAUUGAAGCAGAUCAAGGAAGUAAUGAAAACACAGUUGGUUUCUGCAAUGCAGUGGAGAAGAUCAGAAAUGCCUAUCCUGCUUUUGAUUUGAAGACAAAUAGUGGGAAAAUCUGGAGUAUCACAACAAGGUUCCCAGAGCAUAUCCUUGGUGGAACAAAAUUCAGAAUCAGCAUUUGGACAGAUUUUUCACCACAUCCUCUACUCCUUACACAGUAUGCUGGCUGUAUCACUCACGACUUAAUUGUGGAGAUCCUGCGUUGCACAAAUCAAUACCCAGCCCGGGAGGAAUGCCUUCUGAGUGUUCAUGGGGCUGAUGAAUUCUUGCAAAACACCUGUACUUUGGGAAGCCAUGAAAGUCUCCACAAGGCGAGCAGCUGCAUUCAGCUUCGCUUGCACCACGCUGGUCAUUUGGAGCACAGCUUGGCUAGAACAUGUGCGGAUGACCAAAGAAGGUUCUGUGUGAAUGAGCUUUUGGAAGACACUUGUGCCUGGAGACUGAUUCGGCAGAACCUUGGCUCUGUUAUUAUCAACUACAGAGGUCAAGUGGAAUAUCUGCUGCAAAAUGAGAAUAAUGUUGACAACGUGAUUGAGGCAGCUAAAGCCAUCUGCAGUGUCCUGUGUUUUGUGGAAACCAAAGACAUCACCGAUGCAGUCUGGAAACUCCAUGCUCUGGGGAAAGCACAGAAUCCUCUUCAAAGUGUGGAAACACCAGGCAAAGCAUUAAUAGAGGCUGCUGUGACUGAGCUCUCCAUGGCCAUUUCUCGUCUCAUCCAUGUCUACAGCAGCAGCUUUGAUGCAAAUUUCCAGCUUGCCAGCCUACCUAGGAGCCCUUUAUGUGCAGACAUCAGCCUUAAUUCCCAGCUGAGCUUCACUGUUUGUGCUGCCCACAACAUCCCAGAAGCCUGGGUGACCAGCUACAAAGUUUUCUCCUUUUCCUGUUUACUAACUUAUGCUGGGAAGAUAAUAUGUCAAGUGAAGAUUUGCAAAAAUACUCCAGUUAAGAGAUCCUUCUUCUUCCUGGCUGACUGGAAUGAGAAGGUCAACUUCCCUCUACGAAUAAAGACUCUUCCAAGGGAAACUAUGCUGACAAUAAAACUGCUGGGAGUAAACAUUGCCUCUAAAAAUACAGAAGUGCUUGCUUGGACAUGCUGCCCAUUGUAUGCAAAAGAGAGGCUGGUCCGUGGCACCGUGCUGCUCAGCCUGGCACCGUGCAGCACGCUCCCCACAGCAGUGAUCACCCCGGGCAUCUGCAGCACUGAGACACCAACCUCAGCCACCCUGCAGAUUGACUUCCCAGAAGCUGAUUUGGAGUUCAUUAAACCUGAACCUGAAGACAGAAGAGGUGAUCUCGUAGAGCCAACCCAAGAGUGCCUGAAGCACAUUGCAAGACUCUCACAGAAACACUCUCUCCUGCUACUCUCAGAGCAACAGAGGAGAAUCUUGUGGUUUUAUCGCUACUCCUGCAAUAACCAGAACUGCUCCCUUCCUCUGGUGCUGGGCAGUGCACCCAGCUGGGACAGAGCCACUGUGUCAGAAAUGUAUGCCCUGCUGAGGGCUUGGAGCUUUUCUGACCCUCUGCAGGCACUUGGGCUGCUGACUUUCAGUUUUCCAGAUCAAGAUAUUCGCAGGGCAGCGGUCCAACAAAUAGAAAAUGUGUCAAAUGAUGAAUUGUUAGAAUACCUCCCACAGCUGGUCCAGGUGCUAAAGUUUGAGUGGAGUCUUGAAAGCCCUCUGGUGAAACUCCUGCUGAAUCGUUCUCUUCAGAGCAUCCAAGUAGCCCAUCAGCUUUACUGGCUGCUGAAGAAUGCACAGAAUGAAGUUCAUUUCAGAAUGUGGUAUAAGAAACUUCUGGCUGCUCUCCAAUUCUGUGCUGGACAGUCCCUGAACAAUGAAUUUUCUAAGGAAGAAAAACUCAUCAGAAUUCUGGAAGACAUUGCCACAAAAGUGAAAGCUGCCAGUGACCCAAAAAGAAAGGAGGUGUUGCAGGUGGAGCUCAGCAGACUCCAGCAGUUCUUCCAGGAGGUGAAGCUCUGCCGGCUGCCCCUGAACCCCGCGCUUGUUGUGCAAGGCAUAGAGGCAGAUUCAUGUUCUUAUUUUACAUCCAAUGCCUUUCCCUUAAAAAUCUCCUUCAUCAAUGCGAAUGCUCCAAGUGGAAACAUCAAUGUUAUUUUUAAGAUAGGUGAUGAUCUACGUCAAGAUAUGUUGGUCCUGCAAAUUAUUCGCCUGAUGGACAGCAUUUGGCUCCAAGAGGGACUGGAUAUGCAAAUGAUCAUUUACAGGUGUUUAUCUACAGGGAAAGGACAAGGCAUGGUGAAGCAGAGGAGCCUGUCAGCAAGUCAAAUUUUUACAGAAAGUCCUUGUGUGCUGCAGAGCAGCAGGGUGACAUGCCAGGGACCACACAUGGGGACAGGCAUGGAAAGCCAGGUCUCAGGAACAAAAAAAGGAAUUAAGUGCAUGCAGAAGAGACAGAGGAUUCAAGUGAAGCAUGGCAAAAUGCUUGGCUUCUCUCUGCACCUCAGAGUCCCAGUUUGUGACGUACUGGGGCUGGUACAGAUGGUGCCAGAUGCUACCACCCUAGCGAAGAUCCACAGGGAGUCUGGGCUGAUAGGACCACUGAAAGAAAACACAAUUAAAAAAUGGUUUCACCAUCACCAUCCUCUGGAAUCAAGUUACCAAGAGGCCAUAAGGAAUUUCUUUUAUUCCUGUGCUGGCUGGUGUGUUGUUACCUUCAUCCUGGGAGUCUGUGAUCGACACAGUGACAACAUAAUGCUGACAAAAGCUGGACACAUGUUCCACAUAGAUUUUGGAAGAUUUUUGGGUCAUGCACAGAUGUUUGGAAACAUAAGAAGGGACCGAGCUCCCUUCAUCUUCACAUCAGAGAUGGAGUAUUUCAUAACAGAAGGGGGAAAAAACCCACAGCGUUUCCAGGAGUUUGUGGAGCUUUGUUGUCGAGCUUAUAACAUAAUCAGGAAACACAGCCAGCUCUUCCUGAACCUGCUAGAGAUGAUGCUGCAUGCAGGGUUGCCCGAGCUGAACAGCAUCCAGGAUCUGAAAUAUGUGUAUGACAACCUCCGUCCUCAGGACUCAGAUCUCCAGGCUACAAGCUACUUUACAAGGAAAAUAAAAGAAAGUUUGGAGUGCUUUCCUGUUAAACUCAACAACCUGAUCCACACUCUUGUGCAGAUGUCAGUGGGGAGCUCUGCAAAGCCUCCAGCUCCAGAGACUGUCCCCCAGGAAUGGAUGAUGCUGGACACAGAGAGGUCAAUCUCAAGGGCCACCAUUCUGGGAUUCAGCAGAAAGCCUGACCCCGUAUUCCUUGUCCAGGUGGUGCAGACCUGCAACGUGGUCAACUUUGUGGAAAAAUCAUUCCACCAGUUCUCAGAACUUCACAGCCAUCUCCAGAAGCAAUUCCCAUCUCAUGCCCUCCCAGAGUUUCCCCACUCAUGGCAUAUACCUUUUACGGAUCUUGAGCAUAAGAGAGUGAAGGAUUUGAACCUCUAUCUGAAGCAGCUAUUAAGUGGCUCCAGGAAACUGGCUAAUAAUGAGCUUGUACUCAGCUUCUUCCUCAACUGGUCCAAAAAUACCUUGGCAGAACACCCAUCAUCUCUGACCUUAGGUCCUCAGUCAACUGGUCACAAGCCUGGAGUACAACUGGUCAUAUCCUAUGAGAACACCUGCCUGACAAUAAUGCUGAAACACAUGAGGAACCUCCACCUCCCAGAUGGCUCUGCCCCAAGUGCACAUGCUGAAUUUUAUCUUCUGCCAGACCCUCAUGAGGUCAGUCGAAGGAAAACAAGAACAGCUCCAAAAGGCUCUGACCCUACUUACAAUGAACUCAUUGUCUAUGACAGAGUCUCAGAGCUCCAAGGCCGUGUGCUGAAGCUGGUUGUGAAAAGCAGAGGAACAUUCGUGGGAGCUGUUAACAUUCAACUGAGCAGUGUCCAGUUCAAUGAAGAAAAGUGGUACCCAGUGGGAAACAGUGUCAUUUAAAUGUUCUCCAAGAUGAUUCAAUUAUUUUCCCACUAAUGUUUCUUUAUCCCAUUUCCCACGGUACAUUUUGUCUCAGCUGCCCUUGAGAAUAAGCAGUCAUCUCAUGAGCACAUAUCCUAACAUUUCUAACCAUAAAGUUAUUGUCUUAAAAGUGUUACCAUCUUCCUACCACAGAUUCCUGCACGUGUGAGCUUUUAUCACAUGCUAAAAACUUGUAGCAACAUGCAGAAAGCUCUUAUGACUGCAAUAAUGGGCUUGGUUUUGUUACUAUUAAACAGUACUGUAAAAAUACUGAAUUCUGUGCACAUCAGUGUGUGGGGGCUCGUUCUUUGCCCAUUAAUUCCACUGACUGUGCUGAAACAAUGCUGAUAAUGCUGUAAUUUAUCAUCACUGCAUGUGAUUUCAGAAAACCAUGGGAUGGUUUAUAUAUUUCAUAUGUAUUUCAGAUGUCCAGAAAAUUUCACAUUAAAUCUUACCCAAUCAAUACUUUGCUUUUUAAAGAACUUUAAAAGUUUUGAUACAAUGUAACAUUUAAUCCAGGAUAUUAAUUUGUCAUUAAUAUAUAAUUGUCUCUUUCAUUCUGACAUCCAAAAGGCAGAUAUAACUGGUCAUUUGUGUGAAGAAAAAAGGAGGGAGAAGCUAAUAUUAAUGAAUAAAGAGAAUAUAUUGAA